Lutzomyia longipalpis is the source of this 2163-nucleotide messenger RNA. RefSeq names its product nucleolar protein dao-5 (gene Mink). The record is from RefSeq and is a predicted model, not a curated record. The coding region runs from base 208 to 1983 and encodes 591 amino acids. The transcript is spliced from 3 exons. NCBI's taxonomy places the organism in Eukaryota, Metazoa, Arthropoda, Insecta, Diptera, Psychodidae.
UUGACAUAGAAGUCCGUUUUAUCGUUGUUUAAAUUUUCAAUUAACUUUUGCUUGGCAAAUUUUUGGAAAUUUUGCAAAAAGCAGUAAUAUUAUACACAAAUAAAAAGGAAAUUAGUGAAGUUUAUUCAUUCCUAAACGUAUCCUGAUUGUGGAACUUUAUUUACAAUUUGUUCUUUUGAGGAAAUUCGAAGAGAAUAAAUCCAAACGAUGGAGGAUUCCGUGGGAAAUAAGGAGAAUCUAAUAGAUACACCAAGACCGCGUCGCUCAACAAGGCUAGCCAAGUCCUUGAUGAUGCAAGAGGGGAAAGAAAACGCAGCAGCUUUGGGUGAAAAAACAACUGCCAAGACCCCGAAAAAGGGAACACCCAGGAAGACUCCUAAAAAGGCUCUAAAGGAGAGCCCAACUAUGAAGACUCCAGCAAAGAGUACUCCAAAGAAAACUCCGAAGAAGACUCCUGCAAAAUCAGCGGGAAAGAGUACAUUGCAGAUGGAAGAUACCGUUGCUCCCACAACUCCAAGAUCAGCACGCAAAUCUCGCUCACGCUCAACUUUGAAAGAAUUAGCGGUGGAGGAGGUAGUAGCUCAAGAGGAGUCGACUGCAUCGAAAAAUCUCUUCCCUGAGGACGUUGAAAAGGGCAAGAAUCUCAUUGAUACCUUUUCAAAGAGCUUGGAAUCCAUCGUGGAUAAACCGGAAGAUGGAACUUUAACCGCAGAAAAGGAAGCUUCAAAUGAUCCUGGAAAGGCUUCUCCAGAAAAGGAGAAAGAUUGCCCAAUGGAUGUUCAAUCGUCUUCACUGAAGGAAGUUGCAGAUGCAAUGGAGGCAGAUGACAAACUCUCUGAUGAGUCUUGUGUGAUUGUUAAUAUUUCGGAUGUGUCGGAUCACAGUGCCAAGGAGCAGGAUAGCAAGAGGAUGAGUAUCAUUGUUAUUCCUGAUACUCCAAUGCCGACUGAAGAGCAGGUUGAUCGCAAAUUGAAUGAAACUUUCUCACCAGAACCAGCAGAGACUCUCUCCAAGAAUCUGCCAAAGGUGAAGAUUGAUGCAGAUGCUGAGGCGGAUAAGACCCCCAAGAAAGUAUUCCCAAAGACCCCCAAGAAGACUCCAACGAAGCUCAAUCUUGAGAGUACUGCGGGAAAGAUGGUCAAUUUUGCACCCUUGGUAGCUUCCAGUGCUCUGAAGAGUUCUAUUCUGCAGGACAACAAGUUCCUGUCUCCGCUCAAAUCCAUUCGCAAGCGAUCCCUAUCUACGAAUGACGUUGAAUCCAGCAGGAAGAUCAAUCAUGUGACUUUCCAUAGUCCUGCCAAUAUGGAGAUCACUGUCGAUGAAAUUGACAAUAGCAUGCGCCCACUCAUUGAUGAGAUCAGGCAGGAGAGGGAUGCCUAUGUGGCAGCUAAAGCCCAAGAGAAGAAAUUAGCUAAGAGGAGCAAGCGGUCAAUGUCCAAUGUCGAGACAGGGAGGAAUGCACCAAAACAUGGCACAGGUGUGAAGACUCCAACAAAGAAGAAUUUCGAUUUUUCUCUUGGAAAAGUUCCCAACUUCCAAGCAAUUCAUGCAGCUUCAUUCAAGAAAAUGGAGAAUUUGGUUGAUUACAAGAAUAGGAAGGAGGAGCGAGCAAAGAAUCUCUUGAAUGCUUCCGGAAAGGCUUCAACAACUCCCCAUCCUCCCCAGGUAUCAACAUCCAAGAAUGACGAAUCCACGACAAUAAAUCCCAAAGGUGCAAACAUCCUUCCAGUUUCAGCUGCAGAAAAUGUAGAAACGAACAUUUUUGCUGCUGCUUCACAGAGCGCCGAGGGUGAGAAUGCGGCCACACACGUGGGAAUUUCACGGCCGCUGAAUAAAAUUGAGGAGCGGCAGCAGAAGUGGCGCUCGAUGCAUAAGACGGGUACAAAAUCCGGGACCUCUCAGAGGAAUGCUGCAAUUUUGAAGGGAGUCCGCACCAAUAGGCGCUUUGAUUUGAUGAUGAAGUUCAGAGACGCCCAGAAUUGAUGCGACGCGGGAUUGGGAAGUUUUUUUUAGUUUGUAAUGGAGUUCUUAUUUGCCACAGCAGCGCGUUACUUUAUUUUUUUCCCACGCACCUCACCUCUUGAUCAUCGCAAGGGAGGUGCAAUUGUUGCAUUGAGAGGUGUGAGACAUGUGGAUAAUGAAUAAACAAUUGAUAUUGAUAAA